AGUAUCUUUUGGCGAGUGGCGAGGUGCAGGCGGCGGCAGAUAACGAGUACUGCGAAUCUCGAGCGUCGGAACUCCGCUUAUUACCUACUGAAUACGACACAAAAGAAACAAGUUGCAAACAUCGGUACCCUUCAACAUGAAUCUUAAGUCAUCAUUAGGAUAUUCCAGCGAUACGGAUGCGGUGAAUGAUACCCUUAAACAGAGCCACUUCGCACCAGCUUACAACGGCAUCACGUCGGACAAGCGGCCUAGCUCGGCCGUUGCCGAGGACACCCCGCUGGUGCCACCGGACUCCGGAGGCUACUCCACGCGACAGCGGCGCCUUCUGGUCGGCAUGAACGUCGUCAGUGUGCUGAACGGCUCGCUGAUGGCGCUGAUGAUCCCCUUCUUCCCGGUGGAGGCUUCCCGACGAGGCGUCUCGCAGACGGCCAUCAGCGGCGUGUUCAGCUGCUUCGCGCUCACCCAGGUGGUGCUGUACCCGCUGGUCGGUCCGCUGGCGCUGCGUUUCGGCGUGACGCGCCUCUACAACGCUGGGAUCGCCGUCGCCGGCGUCUCCACUGUGGCGUUCGGGCUCAUCUUCUACAUCCCGGGCAGCACCGGCUUCAUCGCGGCAUGCUUCGUGGCGCGGAUGGUGGAAGCAGCCGGCACGGCGGCCGUCUCGGCCUGCUCCUUCACCAUCAUCGGCAACCAGUUCGCCGAGCGGACCAGCUCGGCUGUGGCGAUGGUGUCGGCUGCCCAGUCGGUCGGCCUCUCCGUGGCCCCGGCCGUCGGCGGCGGUCUGUACGCGGCGGCCGGCUUCGGACUGCCGUUCUACGUCCUGGGCGCCGCCAUGAUUGUCACAGCGCUCAUCAACGCCCAGUUCAUGCCAGCCGUAGUGAAGCAGGACGACGCCCCCGUGAAUCUGCUCCGCACAGUCCGCCUAUUCAUCGGCUCAUACGAGAACUGGCUGUGCAUGGUGAUCGUGUUUAGCUACACGGUGGCGUUCGUCACGUUCUCGUCUUGCGCGGCGCCUUACGCGGACGCCGUGCUGGGCAUCACGCCGGCAACUCUCGGCCUCUACUUCACGGUGGCGGCUGGCUCGUACGUUGUCACCAGCUUCCUGUGGGCGUGGCUGGCCGAGCGUGCCGCAAACCCGUACCCGGUGAUGGCGCUCUGCGUGCUGAUCGUGGUCGGCAGCCAGCUGCUGAUCCCACCAGCCCCGUGGCUCGGCCUUCAGCCGCGCUGGUGGCUCUUCGGCCUAGGCAUGACGCUCCAGGAGGCGUUCUACGGCGGUGCCUACAUCCCCUGCUUCCAGCUGAUGAUGGCCGCCACGCUGCGCACCGGACUGCCCGACGACCUGCGCACGCAUGCCUUCAUCUCCGGCGUCUACUGGAGCAUGUACUCGCUGGGUACCGUUGUUGGCCCGUUGGUAGGCGGCGUGCUGGUCGACGCUUUCGGCUUCCCACUGAUGAUGACGGUCAUGGCGGGGGAGACUCUGCUGGUAAUGUUGUUGACCGCUGCCCAGGCCGCUGUCCGUGCAUGUGAGUAGAUCAGUGUCCGAUAGGGAAGCAGUUAAUUAUCUUGCCUUUUACGAUAUUACACCUACCUAAUAUAUUCCGGCCAACCAAGGCCGGCUAACACAGCAUUCAGCCUGAG
This is a messenger RNA of Amphibalanus amphitrite, 1635 nucleotides long. RefSeq names its product MFS-type transporter SLC18B1-like. The coding region runs from base 137 to 1528 and encodes 463 amino acids. Gene Ontology annotation, molecular function: transmembrane transporter activity. The transcript is spliced from 2 exons. The record is from RefSeq and is a predicted model, not a curated record. Gene Ontology annotation, biological process: transmembrane transport. NCBI's taxonomy places the organism in Eukaryota, Metazoa, Arthropoda, Thecostraca, Balanomorpha, Balanidae.